This is a messenger RNA of Caenorhabditis auriculariae, 2599 nucleotides long. Lineage: Eukaryota; Metazoa; Nematoda; Chromadorea; Rhabditida; Rhabditidae. The record is from the annotation of a GenBank genome assembly.
AUGUAUCUGAACGCGCAGGACUACGCGUUGGAGAUGUUCUACAGAGAGUCGUGGCGAGACCCACGACUCCGCUUUGAUCGCCGUCUUUUUCGCAACAAAACCGAGCUCGCUCUCCACGAAAGCUACACGAAUUUUCUGUGGUUUCCUGACACCUUUGUUCCGAACGCGAUCGCCUCCAAGAACCCUCAACGCAACUCGAUUUCUCACCGGCUUUUGCUCAGGUUUGAUUGUCUCUGUUAAGAAAACACUGACAAGAAGAGCUUUUUAUUCGGGAAAAAAGGCUUGGAAAGCGGGAAAAAAGAGUUCUCAGAUUCUCAGGAGCAAACUUUGAGGAAAUGAGCUGUAGGAAGAGUUUGAUUUCAGACUCGACGAAACCGGAAAACUUCUCUACAGUCGCCGGAUAUCGCUCGUCUGUGAAUGCAGUUAUUUCCAACUGCCUGACAUUCAUCGAAUUUUCUUUCAGCAAUGGAUCUUACACUUUUUCCUUUCGACAACCAACUCUGCAAGCUUGGCAUCGAAAGCUGUUGAGUUAGAAAAACACGGGGGAAAAUGAUCAAAAUUACUCAGAUGGUUACACGGCGGACCAGGUAGUCUACAAAUGGUCUUCGGGAGCUCGCGCAGCGCUGAAACUCCAGAAGAUCCGACUGCCCGACUUCACGAUCAAGGAAGCCUACGUGACAAGUCAAAUGGAAGCAUAUGCUACAGGUAUGUCGCUUGAAAAUAUAGAACUUUGUUUUUUCCAAACCAAAAUUUUAAAUUGAAUCUUCGAACUUGAUGGAAUUUUAAAAAAAAAAUGAUAUUUUGCGAUUGAACCUCCUGGAAAUUUCAUAACUGCAAGUGACUGCAGUUUCCUCCGUGAAAAAACCUUCACGAAACCAAAUUUUUACUUGAAAUAUUUGGAAAAAAUGCAGUCAACUAGGAAACUUUCCCCAUCGGUUAAACUUUUGCUGAAACUUUGCUGAAGUGUACUUUAGGGCCCCCUGAUUCCAGAACAAAAAGAAAAUUUCUCGCAAUAGAUCUCGUUGUCGUCGAGUUAGGACACUUCAAAAACCCGAAAUAGUGCUUUUUUGGCCUAAUUUGCGUAUUUUGCACACUUUGAAGCUCCAUGACUCGGAAACAAGAUCUAUUGCGUGAAAUUUUUUUCUCGAUCUGCAAUCAGAAUGUCCUAAAGUAAACUUCAGCAAAGUUUCAGCAAAAGUUCAACCGGAGGGUAAAAAACGUUCCCUGGUAAGGCUAACUUUUUUAGAACCAAGUUAAAAACUACAGCUUUUAAUUUUUUUUUCGUAAACUCCGAGUUUUUUUCCAAACUCUGUUCAAAACAUUUUGAUGUAAGAUGAUCACCUUCAAGGGAAUUACUCUCGUCUCUACGUCUGUUUCGUGUUCUCUCGGUCGUCUGGUUUCUGUUUUCUGCAGUUGAUCAUUCCGUCGACGGCCGUCGUCAUCACGUCUUGGGUCUCUCUUUGGAUGGAAAACGAGACCGAGUUCCAGGUUGUCCCUCGGGUGCACUUCGGAUGAACUCUGAAUGCCCUGAUUUAUAUUCAAAACAGCUUUUUCAACUUCCUUUGGAACUUUUCAAAGCACAGGGUUCCAGGAUAUGAUAUCGAUCAUCCUCGCCAUCACGUUUCUCAUUUUCUCUUACAAUGAAAUGAUGCCUCGGGUGAGUUACAUAAAAGCGAUGGACAUAUAUCUCGGUCAGUUAAGGACAUUUUCUUAUUCUGUCAAACUUUGAAAUUUCAGGAGUCUGCUUCAUGAUUGUUUUUCUGUCGUUGAUCAAACUUGCUCUCAUCAAAUAUAUGCGUCAAAAAAUCACUCUACAAACGUAAGUUUUCCUGCUAUUUUGUUUUUACAAGAGCUUUCAGAGAGACGAGGCCAAUUUUAAGAGAAAUCGCUAAAUUAUCAACAAGACGGAGGAAUCGGCUAAUGAAGGAUCGUAAUGGAAGCACUCUUUCCAGACAUUUGAAGUGAUUUUUUUCUUUUUAUCAUGAAAAGAGGGAGCUUACAGAACAGAGCUGGAGCCAACAGUUGAAGAAGCUGAGGUCGACGAAGAAUGGCGCAAAUCUUUGCAGAAGAAAAAGAAGACGAAUGGAUUUCUCUGCGAUCUUGUCGACACGCGGAUAACGCAGAGAACUAUGCACCGAUUCCAUUGGAUUUCUCAGGUGAGUCUUGUUUUUGAAGUUCAAUCUAAACAAAAUUAGAUUUCUGUUGAAAUUUCACUUCAAUUCGGCUGAAAAACUCUUCAUUUUAAUUAGUAGGAAACUUCAAAGUUUGCAUACAUAAGUAAAGCUCAAUUACGUUAUCAAUUGAAAAAUUGGCAGUUCAUUGAAAAUCAAAACAUUGAUCACAUAGAAAUUAUUAUUUUUAAUCCGUACAUCGAAGAAUAUUUGAGCUGCAGUAGCCUCAGGAAGUAUUCGAAAAAGUUAUGAAGUUAUCAGAAGAACUUUUGAAUAAUUCGAUACUGAACAACUUGAAGAUGAUGUUCUUCUUCGGAUUCGUCGUGUUUUGUUUGUUCUACUUUUUGAUCUACCCGAAUUUGCACUACGUGGCCAUCGACGCCGCCUGCGACAAGACCACGGCUCUGUGGUUUGCGGAAAUAUCGUGA